AGGAGGAGGAGACAGAGCGAGAGUCGGUUUGAGGUACAGAAGAGGAGGAGAGACACACGGGGAGCGAGCACUAACAGCAGCAGCAGCGGCUACAGCAGCAGCAGGAGGAGGCGCCGUGCACUGGAGGAGAAGCAACGCACGGAGGUCGCGAAACGAGACCGAGGAGCGACGCGUGGCGGUGGUCGUGGUCGUGGUGGUGGAGGAGUUGGCGGAGAGAGGCGCGCGGACGCGAGCCGAGACAGCGGCGGCACCGCGAGGGGUCAGAGCGGAGAGACGCCGCACAGGGAGGGAGGGAGUGGGUGAGAGAGGCGACCGGGAGCGCCGGAGCAGAGCGCAGCGAGGAGUGAGCCGAGGAGGAGAGACGCGAGGAGGGCACGGGGCGGGCGUGCGACGCUCCGAGCAUGGUGAGGGACAUGGAGCACACGGCGCGUGAGAAGCCCCGGGCCAGCCCCGACUACCUCAUGCAGCUCAUCAACGACAAGAAGCUCAUGGCUAGUCUGCCCAACUUCUGCGGGAUAUUCACGCACCUCGAGCGCCUGCUGGACGAGGAAAUCAGCCGCGUGCGCAAGGACAUGUACGUGGAGUCGCUGAGCGGGGGCGCCGGUGGGGGCGCAGGAGGUGGGGGCCGGCCCGAGCUACCCGAGCCCGAGGGGGCUGUGGUGACCCUGCAGCAGAAGCUCUACAUCCCCACCAAGGAGUACCCAGACGUGAGCCCCCACCACCACCACCACCACCCCCACACAACCCCCACUCGGGCCCGCAACGGGGCAUAGGGUAGCAGUCCAGAGGGUAAAUGCACGGCGGGGCCGGUCCAUUCCGAGGGCCGGCGAGACAGUCUGUGUGGGGAAAUUGGAAAUGUGAUCAAAGUAAAAAAAAAUACGUUUUAUUCAUGCAAAGAUAUGUUAUGACUCUAACGUGUACACUUCAUUGCUUAUUUGCACUCCCGGUUGGCAUCAAGUCCCCACACAUUCAGCAGCCCCAAAUAUUCCUCCUCACCGGCCCCAUUUGUGUUUUUGGACCCAGCCCCCAACGGGGCAGGCGUGGUUCGCACGGAAAUUUGGGCCCCGCCGUGUUUACAAAAUGACCGGGCCGAUUU
Molecule: messenger RNA, 1096 nt
Organism: Petromyzon marinus (sea lamprey)
Lineage: Eukaryota; Metazoa; Chordata; Hyperoartia; Petromyzontiformes; Petromyzontidae
Source: RefSeq, a predicted model, not a curated record